GUAAAUUCUGCUACAGUUACUGUUGGUAUUUUAUUCGCUCUAUUAUAUUUUUGUAGUAAAAAAAAUCAUUAGUGUUCACUUGUAUGAAACUCCUAAUAAUUAUAUAAAAAAGCUUAGUCAAAAAAAAUAUACUCUAGGCAAAUCGACGGAAUGGUUUCAAAUUAGUGAUUAAAAGUUGCUAGUGUAUCUAUUUUGCCUGUGGAUGAUUCAAAUACAAUGUGAACAAAUUUGCAACAAAAGUAUAGUGCGGAACUAACCUGAAUUAAUGUGUACUACAUUAUUGGAUGUGAAAUAUGGAAUCUGAGAUAAAAUAGUUUCGUUUCGUACUAAAAAAAUAUCAAAAAUUUAUUUACUAAUUUUAUUUGUAUUCAAAUCAUGUUAGCAUCGGUGUUUGAACUCAUUCUAAACAUAAAAUGUACAUCAUAUAGUAAACACCUAAUUAAGAUAAAGUUGGUUUUUUGCACUGUAUCUUAUUUCUAGAGAUAAUAUCGGCAACAAUUUUAGAGGAUUUAGCUAGUAAACAACCACCAGUUUCGUGUAAAUAGACGAAAUUUUAAUACAACCUCUUUUUAUUCUAUAGGCAUUCAAAAUAUGUAAGUGCAAUAUUAUAAUUAGUGUAUUAUUUAUUGAACAAUUUUCCAUACAAUAACCGGUAAGAUGAUGAUAAAGAAUAGCCUGAUAACGUCUAUCCACGCAGUGUUUCGUAUACGUAUUAUUUUCGAUGAUAAGUGCAAAACAAUUAGUAAUUUUCGUUAUACAUCGGUGACUGACUGAUCGUAAAUAUGUGAGGUGCUUAAAAUUGUUAAAAGCAAAAACAAGUGCCAACGAUGAAAAUAGUUUUUGCGUGUGAAUUUUAUUUUCCUCAAUACAGAUCUUUUUUUAAAUACGAAAUCACAACAAUAUUUUUUCGUACUUAGACCUAUCUAAAUGAUGAAUAUACAGUGUUAAACAAAACUAUGAAUGUUUGUAAAUAAGUUUUUUUGUUGAAAACUUCGAAACGCGAUUUGAAAAAUGUCGGAUACUAUUUCGUCCAAAUUUUUGGAUUAUUUAGACGAAAUGAAGGUUAAAGCAAUGGUAGUGAUCCUAUAUAUUUAUAGACUCAUGAGGAAUGACAGUUCGGAGACAGAGGAAGUUGGAGACAGAAUGAUAUUAGAGCCAAAGUUCGUCGACUAUGGCAGUAUACAUCCUACGUCUGCAGAUGUUUCCAAUAACCAGGCGCAACAACAUAAUUCUCAUGGAGUGUUGAACACCAGAUCCUCUACCCUCUUACCCAUCAACGACGAACCGGCUAAUACCUCCAACGAAAAUAAAAUGACCCAAGGAGAUCUGUAUCAGAGACAACCAUUACUACCUAACACAAAUAAAGGGGAUAAAUGGGGGCACGGUGCACACAGUACUUCAGGUACCGGAUAUUAUGACGAAGAAGAGGAAGAAGAUAUUAUUCAAAAAAGUAAUGAUCGCAACGGACAUAUAUCCAUAGAUUUACCAGCACCUGUUCGAGAAGAACCGAGAUUUCCUCAAGAAAGAUGUAAAACACUGUUGGCUGCUGUCAUCAUGAUGUUUAGUUUUAUUCUAACUCUUACUUCACUUAGUUUAGUACAUGAACGUGUACCGAACUACCCACCCCUUCCUGAUGUGUUCCUGGACAACGUACCUGCUUAUGAUUGGGCUUUAGAUGUAUCUGAAUAUAUCAUUAUUUUUUCUGUAAAUACUAGUUUAAUAGCCAUGAUAUUUCACAAACAUAGAUUUAUUGUAUUUAGAAGAAUAUUUUUAAUAAUGUCAUUGUUAUACAUGUACCGAGCCAUUACUAUGUAUGUAACCGUAUUGCCUAAGUCUAAUAUAAACUACCCUUGUGCACCAAAGUCUAAUGAAACCUCGCCGUUGAUGAUAGUCAAAAGGGUAGUUAAACUAAUGACUGGUAUGGGUUUGUCGGUAAAUGGCCAGCAUGUCUAUUGUGGAGAUUUCAUUUACAGCGGACAUACUGUGAUACUGACAUUUACUUUUCUACUAGUGUCAGAAUAUACGCCGAAAAAAUUAUACUUGCUACACUGGUUGUAUUGGAUAUUAUCGUGCGUGGGAGUAAUUAUGUUGGAAAUAUCCCAUGGACAUUACAGUAUAGAUGUGAUAAUUGCUUACUUUAUUACCACCAGAACAUUUUGGACCUAUCAUACGUUUGCCAAUAACAGUUUGCUAAAGCAACAUUCUCCGAACAAUUUGAUGGGUCGUGAAUGGUGGUUUUCGCUGUUUUUGUAUUUUGAAGGUAAUGUUGGUGGUCCCAUACCACGACAGUUCAACUGGCCCUUUCCGUGGCCAAGAAGGUGGCAUCUAAAAAGUCGAGCUAGUUAGUGACACUCACCGUGCUUUUGUAAAAAACUUGUUUAAAUUUAUUACAUGUGAUAUAUAUAUAUAUAAAUAAUGUGUAAUUGCCUUAACUGACUAAACAUCUUGCUCUUUAUAUACAUUUACAAAGUAUUAAUUUUUGCUGGAUGGUGAUUUUUUAUUCUCUCACUGUUUUCGGUAUCUUGAAUUUUUAUACAUAUAUUUUAUAUUAACUAUUUUUCCACUAACACUUAGAUAUUUGUCAUUAAUGUGUAUAUUAUUAGUAGAUUCUAAACUACAAUGUUUUGUCUCAAUCAAGUAUAUCAAUUUGUUAUAAUUUAAGAUCAAAGUACAAAGUCACUUACAACUAAACUGAACUGUAUAUGUUUUAUGUAACCACUUUUUAUUUUGCAUUUGUACAAAUUAUCAUUUUUCUUAAAUAUUUUAAACAUUUUGAUAUAUUAUAAGUUUCUAUAAUGUUAUAACAAAAAUAGCCAAAUUUUUACUGUAUUCUAAUGGAAGACCCAAUAUGUUUCCAGUUUUUUCCAACAACAUUCUCUAGCUUUCUCCAUGUGAUUUAAUAUUUAAAAUAUGAUAUAUUUGAAUAAAUACAAUGGUUUGACCAAUUAACCAUAGAUUUCUUAAACUUUGGCUUUUUUCUGUAUAUCUGUCUCAGUUGCUUAUAUCACUCAAGCGACAUCUGGAAAACUUUUUUCAAUGCAGUUUUAGUUAUGAAAAAAGGUUGAUUACACUUUAUGUAGUGCAAACAGAUUCACAUUCUGGAGCAAAUUUUAUGUGAACAUUACUCUUAGUCCAGUCAAUUUAGCUGUUUACGAGCGCUAGCUAGUGUUUCUAUGUAUUUUGAGGUGCUUGUUCCAAAGGAAUAAAAAUCAGAAUGGCGCAAACUCUUCAAGUGCCCAAAUUAGGAAAAACGGUCAUUUUAACGGAGAAAGAGUACUUUGAUGAUAAAAUUGAGCACUUCAUUCAAAAGAAGGGUGAAUUUUUUUAAAGAAAUGUAUAUAUUCCCAUUGUUGAACUUCAAAACUGCCACCAGAGACGCCCAAGUAAUUUUCAUUCUUCAAGGUCAAAUAACAUUUUUUUUAUUUCAUUAUAGGGUGAAUUCUUUAAAAAAUUGAUUGUACAUGGGAAAAAUCAAACAAAAUAUAAGAAUUUAUACGAUUAAAUCAUAACAAACAUUUGUAUUUUAAUGAAUCUCAAUCAAAGAAACCUUCAAUAAUGAACUGCUUAAUAAUGUAGGUACACUAUAACCUCUUUGGAAACACGCUAGCUACAUAAGAAAAUAAAAAUAGGCAUGCAUAUGUAACUCAUGAAUAAUAACUGUUUAUUUUUAUUUAAUAUGCUUUCACUUACACAAAUUCAAAAAAAAAAUACAUGCUUUAUUCAAGCGCAAAAGCAAGAAUCUAACCACCUUUCACCAACAAGUAUGCUGCCAGUAUAACAAACAACUGACUUUACAUAGAGGACUUAAACUUCUUAGGUUUGUCACAUGAAAAUAAAAUUUUAAUAGAGUGUUAACAAUAUAAAGAAUUUACACGGCGUAAAUUUUCAUCUUAUAAUAUCGAAAAUUGUAGUUGCCAAACCAUUUUUCUUGAAAAACGUCUUUUUUGUAAGGUUAGAAAGGGUUAAAUAAAAUAUUUUUAAAUUUUUUAUUGAUUGGUAUAGGUUCUACAAAAAUCAAAGAACACGAAAAAAAUUUUUUUAUGAAACAUUGAUUUGGCGACUGCAAAAAUGGAAUUUCAAUCCCGAGUAACUCGUUGUAUAAUUUGAAUUAUGCUAUAAUUUGGAGAGAUUUGUAAAUAAUAUGUCUAUAAUUAAUGUUAUCGAGUGUAAACGAUAAAAAUUUUCUCGUUAUGGUCGAUUUUAUGUUUUCGAUACCAAAAAUUUUGUAUCAGUAAAAAAAUAUGUGAAAUAUUGCAAUUUUUUUCAAGUCCUACAAUCGAUGUUUCUUUUGAAGAGGGUAUUUUUGGGUUUUCAAUGUCUCUUUUUCACGAAUUAUAGCAAAAAAAGUAGAAAAACUUUUAAAAAUUCAAAUUUUUUUGUAUUGGCGCAGAAUUUUUCUGAUGAAAAUGAAUAUAUUUUCUACAGCUUUCAAUUUGCAUAAGCAAAAAUAUGGAAUAAUUUUGCCAUUUCGGACAAAAUUCAAUUUUAUUGUGUUAUUGGGCAAUUACAAGAAAAUUCCUGAUUUUGCCAAAAAAACAAAACAAAAUAUCGAAAUACAUACCUCAGAAGAAUUCCUCACCUAAAAAUACAUAAAGGUGCACAAUUUCAUAUGCGCUUGAAAAAGAGAUGAGGAUGUACUCUAUUAUUGAAUGGACUAUCUUGAAAUAAUAAAAAUUUACUAUCAUUUUUUGCGUUUUAAAAGUUUUUUAAAUUUUUUGCUAUUCCUAAUAUUUACAUUUUGCAGAUUAAAUCGUGGUUGUAAGAUCGUAUUUAAAAUACCAGAAGUUGUUGUGUAUUCAAACAAGAUGAACAAAUAUAACUAAAAAGUGUAGUACAUCCUUUUGUGCUAAAUGAUGUCUUUAUUCAUAAUAAUAGUUGCUCCAAGGUAGCCUUUUACUACUUAUUCAUGAAUGAGUUGAAAAAAUAGUAAUGUACCUUCCAAGCUACAGUUUGAAUGCACACACAAAAACGAAAUUUAAUUGUGAAUUUCUAUUUACUUCAUAUUAAUGUUGUAUAGAUUUUACUAUGAAGUGAAUUUAAUCCAUGUUUGCAUUAUCACAGUGAUUUGAAAAAUAUGUACAACGAACUUUUUUAUACUCUGAUCUUAAAGAUUUUUUUUGGUGCAGGUCAGUUAUUUCAAACUGAAAAACAAUAUACAAGGGUAGUUGAAAUUUACCUGUUGGUAAUAUCCAUACUAAAGACCCUCUGAAGUACCUCUAUACCAAUACUAAAAUAUACAGGGUGUUUCCUAAGUAAACUAAAAUAUUGUAGUGUGUGCUUCAUUACUAUAUUUUAAGACGGAAAGAUAUUAUAGACAUGUGUGAAAAGUCUUGUGGUUAAUGAGUGUCGAAUUGUCUUAUUAUUUUAUUAGAAGCCAUUUUAGAGCAUAUGUUCAAAAUGGUCACUUCAAGUCAAAAUACAAUUUCGGGGUUGUAUAAGUGAGCGAUUUUAGAUAUCCCCACACACAUAAAUCCAGGGGCCAUUGGUGUGGAGAUCCUUGUCCGAUCCAAUGGUCUGCAUGUAUCACUUCUAGUAGCGUCACCAGAAAAAAUAAAUUUCACUUACAGUCAGAGCCAAUUAAUUACAAACAAUUCAAUACCCCGUAUCUCUUUAACGACAAGGCUAAUCACAUAGGUUUAUGGGAACUGACGCAGCGCCCACUACAAUAUUUUAGAUUACUUAGGAAACACCUUGCACACUGUAUGACGCGCGUUUUUAUAACUUUUACUCUAGUGGUAAUAAACAGUGUUGUUAAAAAAUUAGAAAUAAAUUACUGUCUGUUUUUGUUAUAGAUUGGUUGAAACUUAUAAACAAAUCAAAUUAAUUUUGUUCAUAAAACCAUAUCCAAAUUCUGACCUGUUUGAAUGUUAAAGACAGUUGAAAAAACGGAUAGUUUUGUUCAAAUAACUGUGUAUAAUAUUUAUUUCCAAACUUCAAUUAUCUUUCUAAAAUAUAAAUAUCUUGAUUGGGAUAAACUAGUAAUUGUUAAGCUCCUGCAUAAUUAUAUAUUUUUUUAAUUUUUAUAGUUAGACACAAUCAUUCAAAUCAAUAUUUUAAUUGUGCCAAUUUGAGAAUCAUUAUUUGAAAAAUUCUUCAUAAAAUUGUUCAUUAUUUUUAUUUUUACAGAUUUAACAAAUUGUCGGAAAAAUAAAAAUUAAUUGAUCAUUUUUGGAAACAAUUUUUCGAAUAUUUGCUGUUUUAUUUUUAUAAGAAAUUGCUCUAUUCAUUUGAUUGGUAUGAUUUUGAAUUCAAUCGCAUUUCUCAAGUACAGAGUACUUAAUAAUGAAAUAAUAAUCUUGUUAUUAAUCAAGUUAUUAAAUUUGAAUUAAAAGGAAAUGGCAUUACAUUUGAUAUUUUUGACGCUGAAUCUUUUUUAACAAGUCUCUACAUUAUCAAGUACUCUUUAUAGUUCCUUAGAGUACACUUAAAAUGUGGUAAAGUUGAGUAACUUUGGUACACUUGUAAACUUUACAUACUCAUAACUUUCAAACCAAAUGUUAUAAAUGUUAUAUAUAUUAGUACCGUCAACUUUGAUAUUAGCAAAAUGUGUGGUCAAUAUUGGACAACACAGUUAGGUUGCUUUGGCCUCACAUUGUUUCAUUUAGAAAACAUAAAAUCAUGCAGAAAUAUAAGAGACUUUGUUUGCCAAAUACGUUUGUCUUAUUUUUUUAGGCUUUUAGGCAUAUAAGCUUAGCAAUCUCUCCAUAAUAAAUGGGAACAAAAUGCUUUAUAAUGAUUUUAAUUGCUGAAUAAAAGAACUUUCUUUGCAAGAAAAUAAUAGGUAAUAAAAUUAAACUUUUUUGGUUAAGAAAAUGAAAUAACAUUCUUUUGUAAAAAAUAAGACAUUCUAAAAUAUAGCUAAGAAUAGAUUAGGAGGAGUAUUUUUCAAUUUCCGAUAUCCUGAAGAAAUCACUCUUGGAUGAAAUAGCUGUCUCUAUGACUUGCAAAAUCUUUUCCACUAAAACAAUCCACUAGGCUAGAGAUUCUUUUUUAGUAUUGCUUCAAAUUUUUCUGAAUAAUAUUCGGGACCUUUUACAGGAUUAAUCUUUUUUUUUAAUAAAAACAGAACAAACUUUCCAAUAUUGAGUUCAUAGUUAUAUUUUCUUGUGUGUCUUUGUUUUACUUUCAAAUUCUCUCAAGUCCUGGUCUUCUUCCUCCGAUCUAAGGGAAAUAUUAAUGGAGCUGUCGGAGUCACUGGAUAUCGUCCUAUUUUUUUUGGUAGGGCAUGAAGAGAUAUUUCUCUGAACAUCACUAGGACCCACAAUUGGUUGUUUUUGAAUGUCGCCAAUUCAAAUGCUUUUUCCAGCUAUUACAUUGACUUUUUUCCUGAGUAUUUCUUCUCCUUUAUCGGCGAAUAUUUUACUUCAAGUAGGGCAAUGACGGAUAUUUUCACUAUGUUUCCUGAUUCUAAUAAGGCAUUUGUCAAUGAUUUAAUCAAACAUGGAAAAAUUUUUUUUCGAAUCGUGCUAUUUGCUAUGAGUUUAUAAUUUGUAAUGAUAUGUCUCCAUUUCAUUUUCAGCAGAUGAAAUAAUGCAAUAUCGACUGGUUGACUAAUAUUUUUGGUGUUAGGUGGCAAACAUAAAUUUUAUGUUAUUUUGGGAACAAAGAUCCAGAACAUGUAUACUUAGAUGCAAAGAAAGAUUGUUUGGUUCCCACUAAAUGUCUUACAGCAGGAAUAAGUAGAUUUUCAAACUAGUAUUCAAAUAUAGGACCCUCAAACUGCCCUCUCUUUGAUUAUAACUUCUUCAAGAGAUGUCUAUUAUAUUUGUUAUACGAUCUACUUUUUCUAAUUGUGCUGGGGUGUAAUUGUCAGUAAUUCCUGCUUCCAAUGGAUCUUUUAUAACAACCCAUUAUCUUUAAAAGAAAAUAAAACAAAAACCAUUUCGGAAAUAAGUUAAACUUGUGACCACAAUCAAACCAAUAAUAAAGAUUUUCUAUUGGGUGACUUUGGCUGCCCUCUAACGGUGCAACUUGCAAUCCUAAGUUUGCAACUACUUUCUUCAAGGUUGUAUGAUGUCGCAAUUCCACCUGAAAAUCCUAGAUGUUGCCUAGUUAUUCACCCAUUAGUAAAGUUUUUCAAGGUAAAGAUUGCUCGUUUUUUAUUAUUUUGCUUCAUUAUUUGUUUUAAGGAACCUAAAAACAAAUUAUGUGCUGUAAAUAAUUUUUGUUAGUUCAAUAUGGUCUUUAGCAACGUUAAAAAAAUCACAUUUGGAAAAUACUAAUUAUUAUAACAUAAUUGUGCAUGUAACAUAAUGAAACAAAUAUUAAAAACGACCUUAUUGGCUAAAAUCCCCCAACUUUACCCUAUUGUUCAUUCCAAAAUUAAUAGCAAUUUCAUUCAUAUUUAUUCCAUCAUAUAUCUAUUUGGAAUAAAAAUGGAAAAGUAAUAAGUAAUUAACUAAAAGAAAAUAAUAAUGAAAAACGGAAGAAUAAAAAUAAUAAUAAAAAACAGUGAAUACCAUUUUCAAUUAAUGGUAGUGUAAACGGAAUGAAUUAUAAUCUGGUUCUAAUAAGUAGAGGAGCUGGUCCGUAUAUGGGCCCCCAUUUUAUUUUCUUGAAAUAACUUUUUUAUUUCUUCAUUAUGAUUGUAUGUAAAAAGGUUUAUGAACGUUGUCAAGACCUAUUAUAUAAAUUCCAACGUCAACUUUUCUCAGAAACGUAUAAUAUAUUUAUGAUAAAUAAUAACACAAAACAGUGCAUAUUUCUGAUAUUUGGUCAGAGGGUGUGGAAUAUGGGCUCCUCUAAUAACAUAACUAAAAAUGGAUACAUAGUCAAGCAGAUCAUCAUCUGCUAGUGCAAAUUCUUGUUUUCCAUCCUCUUCUGAGCUUGAUUCUUCUGUUGUUAUUCUUGUUGCCUUCUUUCGACUUUUGCCGGAUUCUACUACAACUAAUUUCCUCUUUCCCUUUCCAUUUUUCGCUUUGUUUAAUUUUUCAAUUGGUAUUUCUAAUUCUGUUUUAUAAGGGGAUGAUGUUAUAACUUAUGAUUUGGAAGGCUUUCGUUCCCUUCUAGUAACUCGCUUCUUAACCAGUGGAACAGGUGAAAUAUCGAAUGGACUGACUAUGGUUCUUGAGCACUCUGGUUGGGGAUCCAGAUAAUUGAAACGGUUCGGUUUGGAAUCUAGAUCUUUUGAACAACCUGCUUGAGGAUCCAUAUGUUUGGAACGGUCUGGUUGAGAAUCUAGAUCUUUUGAAUACCCUGGUUGGGGAUCCAGAUAUUUGUAACGAUCUGGCUGGGAAUCUAGAUAUUUUUAACCAUCAACUUCAGUAAUGGUUGAACGAGAUUGUGGUUCUUACAGUUGAGUUUCUGAGUCUGAACUACAUGAUUUUCCGGAUUCAAUUCUUUCGGCAAUAGAGUCAGUCUCCGUAAAAACAUGUUUAUUUAGUGGACAGAUUCCUAUCACUCUGAACCCAUUUACAGCUAACUCAGUUGUCUGGCACUUCAACAGAGCAUUGCCAAGCAAUUCACCUAGAUCAAAUUAUGUUACUGCUCUGUUAUUUAUUCUUAACCAAUCCCUAACUUCUUCGCUGUGGUAGGAUUUAAGCGGCCCCCUAAAAGUCGUGUCAAGAGGCUGAAGUUUAUGAGUCGAGUGUGGAGGAAGGGAUAUGAUACAAACAUGGUUUUCCCUUGCUAUUUUUAUCACAUCCAAAUUUCUUGUAUGACUGUAAUGUCCAUCCAAUAUAAGCAGCACAGGAAACUCUGCAGUAGGCUUAACAAACUGAAUGAAGGGGUUGAACCACAUGGUAAAUAAAUUUUGCUGAAUCUAACUAAUGGGGUGAACUGCAUAGAUAGAUCCAAGUGGUGCACCACGCAUAAGCUGGUAGUUUCUGUUUUUUCUUGGAAAUACAAGCAUUGGUGGAACAAAUUGACCUCCUGCACUUAUUGCUGCAACUACAGUUACUAAAGAACCCCGCUCAGCCGAUGUUAUCGAGGCCACCUGGCGUGUUCCUUUCCUUGCAGUAACUUUGGGCAAACUACUUGGAAUAACAGAAAGGCCAGUUUCGUCCACGUUAAAGACUCUGUGUGGUCCAAAGUUGUGUUUUUCAUAUAGCGCCUCAAGCUGGUUAAAAAAAAAUGGCGACAUUUUCCUUGUUAAAUCCUAGGGCACGAGCGAAUGGAGUGCCAGUUUGUCUACGCAUAGACAGUUGCUCCUUAUGCCGGUUUAAAAAAGCAUCUAACCAACUGCGACCGGCAAUUCCAUUUUUAAAGGGAUACUUUUUUAUUUCUAAUUGACAUUGUGUAAGCCAUUCUGCAUAGGUCUUUUUUUGUCAAACCAUAAAACUGUGCUUCCAUUUUGAGAAUAUAGUCGACUUAUUCGUUUUCUGCACCACUUCCAAGAACUGUGUUUCGGCGUAGUUUAGUGUUCUCAAUAAUGCUGCUACUAGGAAGGUUACUAGCUUUGGCUCUCCUUGUCAGCCUUUGCAAUGUGCUUGGCACAUUAAACGCCCAUAUUACAUGAACUACAACUCGCUAUAAAAUUAGGGGUUAGGAAAAACAUGUUGGCAGUAGAGGAAAAUUAAAUGCUGGAAUGCAAUGUUAAACUCUCUAUGACAAACAGCAAAAGUGAACACGAAAAAGUAUUGAGAAAUAUAGAAAAUAAGCGAUUUAAACUUAGAUCAUAAAGUUAUUGAAAAUCAAAACACAUCAAAAUCACAAUAGCUUAAUAAAAACAUGUAAGAUGGCUCCGGGAGACGGUAAAAUAGGUAUUGACAAUAUGUAAAUGUAAACUCAAGCCUGAUCUGGCAGAUGACGACACGGAGUUUUAAGGAACAGUAGGCCCAUAUUAAGUGCCUGGCCCAUAUUCGGACCAUCUCCUCUAUUCAAUUGUUUACUAAUUCAAAAGUCAAAAAUGGGUUAGAUAGACGUCGAAAUGUAUGAUUAAAUAAUGAAUAAGGCAGUUUCUUAUAUCCUAUAUUUAUAGAUAUGACUGUUUGCAUAAGUCAGAUAAUGAAAAGUUACAGUACAACUACUUUUACUCAAAAAUCAAUUAUUUUACAAUUGAACAAAAUAAAAACUGUUAAGGGUAUUUGAUAACCACUUGAUAAAUGGUUAAUGUGGAUGUUUAAUUUUAAAAUUUUCAAAAAACGUGACUAUGUAGAAUAAGAGUAUUUAGGAAAAUGUGUAGUAUGCAAAAUUUAAAACGGCGUCAUUGUUUUCAAAACCUCAAAAGCUUUAGAACGAAAUACGAAUGUUGAAAUUUGUACAUAUUUAAACAUGUUUUAGGUAAUUAUAUCCGGCUAUGUAACAGCUAUUCCUUCUUCAAAGUUUUCAAAACUUUCAUAUAAAAUAUAAAACGUGACCUUCAAACCUUCUUUGAACAAGCUUGCGGUAGUAAUUAGUUACAUUAAAAGAACCAGUAACCCAGAAGUUUAGUGUCCAUACGAGAUGAUAAAAUAUACCCCAAAAAUGUGGAAAAAAGCCUAUUGCACAAAAUUAUAAGACUGAAAUAGCGUCUUGGAAACGUUUUAUAACAAUUCAUAUACAAAUAGGUCAAGAAAACUGUCAAAUACCAUACUUUUAAAAACAUUUAUCAAUGUACAAAUAAUUGCAAUCAAAUAUGAUAUUUCUAUUUGUAUGUUUUCUCCCUAAAUUGUUAUUAUUUUGCUUUUGAUUAUAUUAUUACUGAAAAAUUUAUCCAUAUUUCCAUCAAAAUUGAUUAUUAAUAUAUAAUAAUAUUUAUUAAUAAUUUCCAAUAAUAUAAACAAAAACAAAUGAAGAUAAAUCUCACCAUUUUAAAAUAUAUUUGCUUUCAAACUAUAUGAAAAAUAAAUUUUUAAUUUAAAAUUACUAAAUUUUGAUUUUUAGCCUCUUUCCUAUCAUCACUCUCUUGUUGUCCUUUCAGUUUAGUAAUAAUUUAAUUCCACCGAUCCCCUUUCACUCUUAUCUAAUUAAAGAUAUUUUCUUUCCUCGCAACUAUUAUAAGCUUUUCAAUUUUUCUGAUUUAAUUAAUUUUACUUAAUAAGCUUUUCGUAUAUAAAAAAAUAUAUUCUCUUUUAAAUAUUAUUUUUCCCAAUUUUUUCCAACAAAAAUUUUCUUUAACAUCCACUUGCUAAAAUAAAUAUUUUAGUUUUAUACUAAAAAAUUAGUUACAGAAGUAGAAUGUUUGGUUUUAAAAUAUUUUAUAAUCAAGGGGUCACUUUAUAAUGAAUAAUUUUUUAAUGCCAUUGCAAAUUGUAUGUAAUUACCCAUUUCUCUGACUAUAUUGUGUCAAUAAUUUUCAUGAGUAAAAUAUACUCGUGCAGAACGGUUAUUUGUUCACCGCAAUGACGUCGUGUUAAUAAAAAAGUUGACCAAAUAUGUUUUGAUCAGGUCAAGUUGAAAAUUAGAUAUUGCUACACAAAAAUGAAAAUAAAAUAAAAAUCGUCUUAAACAUAAAAAUAUUUUCAAAAAUCAGCUAUAUAAAUCUAAAAAGUAAAAAGCUCUUAAAAGUCAUUUAUGAAGAGGUUCAAAUAUUCCAUGGGUGUGUACAGUUGUUCAAACUUUUCACUUUUUAUUUAACAAUCAAUGUGGACAAAUUAUGGAAAACUUUUUUCUAGAAAUGAUUCAUAUCAACGAGUCAUGUUUACUUAUAGAUUUCUUAUGGAUGGUUUGAUGGAAAAAAUUGUGGUAUACUGGUAUACUAUUAUAAAAUGAUAUUUUCCCAUCAAAUUUUCCCCUUGGGAUUCCAGCUUAUUAAUUAUGACAUAAUUAUUUUUUUUAUUUCAGUUUAACGUGCCUUGACAGCGCUGUUCAUUGGUUCGCUUAACAAGCAAAAAAUACAUAAGUUAAAUGAAGGACUAUUACCAAAUCUAUUAUACUAAAUAAAUUAUAUUUUCUGUCUUAGCAACUUUAGGGAACUCCAAGACUUCCUUAAUUUCUGUCGGAUAGUUGAUUGUCUCCUUAAGGUUAGUCUUCAGAUUAAACUGAUGACUAAGGACGACUCUCUGAUGACACCAAAUAACUGUGAGUGAGUUUUGUUUGGUUGAUACCUCUCCAUAUUCUUUUGAUUCUAAACACUUUUAUUAAUUUUCUUUGGAAAGUCAUGAACGUUGACUACAAUCAUUCUGAAGGGAGUUCAUAAGUGAAGGUUCAUUGAUAAUAAAAAAUUCCACUUUUUUGUUAUUCUUGUAACUAUUGUGGCGGAGUUCAACUUGUCAGUGUACUUUAUGUUAGUUCCAGUAAUUUUUUACAUUCUAAUAAAUAUUUUUAUGAUGCUUUGGUAACAUUCCUUCUAAGUAGUUUUUUUUAUCUAGAAAAAAGUUUUCUUAAAAUUUUGCCACGUCACUCUCAAGCAAACUAACCAAAUCCUUAUCAAAUAACUAUAUAUAACUAUCGUUCCAAAAAAAUAAAGAAUCUCAAGAUGUUUAUUUAAUUGUGAAUAAUUUCGUGUUAUUUAAUGGCUUCAAAUUGGGUACUAACGUGUAUUGUAUGUUUUUUCUUCUUAAUUAAUUGUGGAAAUAAUGUAGAUAGUAUAAAGAAAAUUUCCAGUACCCAAUUCGUACAUAGAAGGACAUUAAGGAUCAAAAAUAUAUAAAGAGUACACAGAAAACUGACAAUAUUGUUGCUGAUUAUAACUACACAAAUGAAAGGGCAAUGUAAAUGUUUGACUGUUAAUGAUGAGCGUCAGCGUAUAGUAUGUUCAACGGCGAGUUUAACGUAGCUGUAGGGGGGUUUGUCAAAUUCUAUUCACAUUUGAACAUCUUGUGUAGUUUAAAUUUCAGUUAUUUCAUCCGACCUUGAAUCAGAAACCCUACGCUUAAAAAUAAUAGCUUCGAAAAAAUUUAAUGUGGGAUAAAUGUGUACAGUUUUUAGCGUUAUAAUAACUUAGUAUGAUAUUUGAAUGAAAUGUGGGAUUCCUACAUAAGAAAUAUUCCGAUGUUAAUUCUUCGUGUAUUUGAUUGUUGUAUGUUUGUAAGAACAUCUUUUUUUCCAAAUUUCCCAUCUUUAUAAAGAAUCUUGGGUAAUAAACAAAAAGGUACAAAGUAAAAUAGUAGCAGUGGAGAUGUAGCAAGUGAGGAAUAUAGCAGGGAAAAUGAGGGCAACAAAAAUAUUUAAGAAAAGAAGGGAAGGAAGACCCACUUGGCUACAACAAGUAGCUCAGGAAAGAAGAAAACAAGGGAAAA
Diorhabda carinulata is the source of this 14099-nucleotide messenger RNA. Its product is annotated as phosphatidylcholine:ceramide cholinephosphotransferase 2-like. NCBI's taxonomy places the organism in Eukaryota, Metazoa, Arthropoda, Insecta, Coleoptera, Chrysomelidae. The transcript has 7 exons. The record is from RefSeq and is a predicted model, not a curated record. Gene Ontology annotation, biological process: ceramide biosynthetic process; sphingomyelin biosynthetic process. Gene Ontology annotation, cellular component: Golgi membrane; endoplasmic reticulum membrane. Gene Ontology annotation, molecular function: sphingomyelin synthase activity; ceramide cholinephosphotransferase activity. Bases 1012 to 2346 code for a protein of 444 amino acids.